Messenger RNA from Condylostylus longicornis, 2878 nucleotides. Its product is annotated as GATA zinc finger domain-containing protein 14-like. The record is from RefSeq and is a predicted model, not a curated record. The transcript is spliced from 4 exons. NCBI's taxonomy places the organism in Eukaryota, Metazoa, Arthropoda, Insecta, Diptera, Dolichopodidae. Bases 769 to 1629 code for a protein of 286 amino acids.
UUAACUUCAAAAUUUUUAAGAAUGUAUGAAAAUAGAAAAUCAGUAUUAUCAUGCAUUAAUUGUUUUAAAACAAUAUAAUAAAAUAUAAAAUCAUUUAUAAUAUUAUAAAAAAUUAUAUAUUAUAUACAUAUAUAUAUAUACACUUAGUUAAAACACAAAAGUAUAUAAUCCCGAUCAAAUAACAUCAAUUAUAAUUUUCUUUUUGUUUUGUAUUUAUUCAAUUUUCAGCUUAUACGUGUUCAAAUUUUUGGAUGGAUAAUAUUUAAGAAUAUAAUACAUAAUAUAUAACACGAGAAAAUACAUUAUUAUAUAAAGUAAAUAUAUAUAUAAACACAUCACGAACCACUUAUAUUCAGAAUUUGCUUUGAAAAUAAUAAACAAGGAAUAUGAAGUAAUAAAAUUAAAUUGAGCAUUUGAUACUGUUUUCCAUCACACCAUUCUUUUGCAAACUAAAAGGGGUUGGACCAACAAGUCGAAGGAUUACCAUUGCUUUGUAAAUACGACUACAAAUUUAUGAUCGUUUUAUAGAGAAAAAUUAAAAACAGACAAAAAAAAACAUUUUACAUCUUUAAAUUUAAAUAUAAUUAUUACGAGUUUCCAGACUAUAUGGUAUUAGGGAUUUAAAAACAAAGAAAUCAACUAAGUCCACAUAUUAAAUUGUGUUAUAAAGAAGAAGAAGACUAACUGCAUCAUAGUGAAUCAAAAACAAGAAAAAAAUAAUAAUAAAUAUCCAAACUAUAUAAAAGGAAAAUAAAAGAAAAUUUAAAAAUGUCUUCAUCAGAGCGUUCAAUUCCUCAUCUUAGGGAUAUAUUUGGAUUAAGUGGAAGUAGUGGAUAUACAAUGCAUAAUAAUAACCAAUUACAUCCAACAAAUAAUUUAAGUCAUUACAAUCAUCAUAAUAUGAAUCAUCAUUAUCAAAACGGAAAUAGUAAUGUAGUUAAUUAUGGUAGUAGUAAUAGUAAUGAUAUUGAUGAUCAUUCUUCAUAUGGUUCUUCAUAUGAUCAUCUACAUAAUAACAACAAUAAUAAUAAUCAUCAUCAUCCACAUCAGCAACAAAUGAUUGAUUCAAAUGCUUUAAAUAACAACAAUAAUAGUAAUAAUAAAAAAAAUUCAAAAAAGAAACGUGAUAAUAGUAAGACAUUAACUAGCGGUGAUGUUAAAACAUUGGAACGUCAUUUAAGCAUGAAAAAAACAAUAAGAAAAAAAAUUAUGCGAGAUUUACAACAAGCUUUCGUUGAAGAUCCAAAUGAAUUUCGUAUUGAAAAUAUUAAUCAAGAACAAUUGAAAGCUGAAAUACGUGCUGAAGCAUUACGUUUUGGUGCAACUGGUGAUCAUCAGAAACCAUCUAGAAAAUCAGAUAAUUUUCUUGAUAUGUUAAGAGGUGAAAAGAAUAGCAGCAGCUCACAACAGCAGCAACAGUCGCAUCAACAACAAUUAUUGCCGCAACAACAUCAAAAUCAAUCACAACAACAUUAUAAUUCAGCAUCAUUAACAAAUAGCAGUAAUAAUUAUAAUGAUUAUUCAAAUGGUAGCAAUAGAGAAUAUGAUUAUGAUAGCCAACCAACACAGUCUACUGAAAAACAAAGCUUUUGGAGAAGAUUUACAAUGAAAAAUAAAACAAAACGAUAAGAUUUUCAAAUUUAAAAGAUGCUGUAUUUUUUUUUUAAAUAAAACUUUAAUUAAAAAUAAAUAAAAUCCUAUUUUAGAAUAUCUAUAUUUUAUAUUUUUAAGAAUUAAAUGGAAAAUUAGUUAUCUCAUAACAUAAAAAUCAAUUUUUGAUUCCUUAUAAUAAACUGUAAGAGAAAUAUACAUAGUAAUUAUUAUGGAAAAUAUAAAGUCGCCUUGAAAAAAUUAUAUUUGUAUAGCUAUGUUUAAAUAAUUAUAAAAUAAGAAUUAUAUUAUAUUGAUACGAGUAUAACUUUAAUAUAUAGAAAAUAAUAUUAUAUUGAUAUAACUUGUAUUUUGUUUUAAUUUCUCAUCUUUGGACGCAUUUGGAAAACAAAGUCCGAUAUUUUGUAGUGAUUCGUUAGUUUUUGUAAUACAUUAUGUAUACAUAUAUGUACAUAUGUAUAUUUAUGUAGCUACGUAUAACAUGCAACUAUGUAUUUAUUUCAAAUCAAAUAUCCACUGGUAAAUUUUAGUGAACGAUAAAUCAUAUUUUAAAAUUUUUUAAAAUUUGUUAUAUGUUUCUAAAAAUAUACUAAACCGAAAAUAAUAAAAGACCUUGUAUUGUACAUGUUUUCUAGUUGCAUGACGGUAAAAUGUGUAGAAAAGAAAUGAGAAAUAUGAACAGCGCGUAAAGAUUACAAGUUUAUAAUAAAAUACUAAAAUACAAAGGGUUUUUGUAUUUUAGUAUAAUAUGCAAAUAUGUUUAUAAAAAAUAUAUUAUAUAACAAAAAUGUAAAACAAUUUAAUUAAUGUGUAACUGUAUUAACGCUUGCUGUGAUAAAGAAUUAAUGAAAAAGCAAAACGCAAGCUUUGUUUUUGUCCUAGACUAUCCUGUUCAAUUUUUUUCCGAAAUUGAGAUUAUGAGUAAUUUCAUAUUUUGAUAUUGAAAAUUCCAUUUCGUGAAAAAUAAAAUAUAGAACAGCUUAAAAUAUUUUUAAUUAUAAAUUUAAAAUUAUAUUUACAUUAUAUCAUAAAACAAAAAUAGAAUUAAUAAGUUUGCAUAAUAACAAAAAUUUUGAAAGAGCUUAAAGCAUAAAAAAAUUAAUUUUUAAAAAUUUGAUGAUUCUUUGUUAAAAAAUAAGAAACAGAACCUCUGCAUAACUACUUUUAAUUAUUUUUUUAAUCUUUAAAAAAAAAAAAUUAUAGAAUUAAAAAAGAAAUAAUUUAAUAUUUGUAUAAUAUGCAUAUGAAAAUCAUGUAUGUAUUUAAA